GCAGGACUUCAGUAAGAUGAAGUGAGGAGGAACUACAUUUGUUGUAGAGAAACACUUUGUUACAUUUGGAGAGUUUUUUUUGUUUUCAGUUGGCUGGAGCAGAAGAAAUGAUGUGCAGCCCAGCCAUGCGCCCCCUCUGCGUUCUGUUCCUUGUGGUGUACGUCUCACCGUCCCCUGCCCUCUCCGUCGUCCUGCCCUUCCAGCAGAAAGGCCUCCCAGAGCUGGGGAAGACCGUGGACGUCGAGAAGCUGAUGAUGACGAUGAUGAACGACGGAGAAGAGGGAUCAGGCUUUCAGGAACUGAUCAAGGUUGACCAGCCGUUGUGUCCGUUUGAGUGUCAGUGCAGCCUGAAGGUCGUGCAGUGCUCUGACCGGGGUUUACACUUUGUGCCCUUCGAUCUCCCUCCUGACACCCGACUGCUGGACCUGCAGGGAAACCAGAUCACAGAGAUCAGAGAGGACGACUUCAAGGGACUGAACAACCUCUACGCUCUGGUGUUGGUGAACAAUCGGAUCUCCAAGAUCCACCCACGUGCCUUCCUGCCCCUUCAGCAGAUGCAUAAGCUCUAUUUGUCGCACAACCUGCUGACCGCUGUCCCCAAGAGACUGCCCGCAUCUCUGCAGGAGCUGCGUAUCCAUGACAACCGCAUCAAGAAAGUAGCAUCGGGGACAUUCUCUGGGCUUUACAACAUGAACUGUAUCGAGUUAGGUCGUAAUCCCAUCAAGAACAGCGGUUUGGAGGCCGGAGCAUUCGAUGGACUGAGGCUGACUUUCCUGCGUAUUUCUGAGGCCAAACUCACAAGCGUCCCCAAAGGCCUACCUUUUAAUCUCAGAGAAUUACAUCUGGAUCAAAACCUGAUUCAGGCCAUCAAUGUCGAGGACCUGAUGGAAUAUGGAGAGUUGUACAGGCUGGGCCUUGGCUACAACAGCAUCCGCAGCAUUGAGCAAGGCAGCCUGUACUACGUUCAGAAUCUCAGAGAACUUCACUUGAAUAAUAACCUGCUGUCUCGUGUGCCUGAUGGACUGCCGGAGAUGAAACACCUGCAGGUGGUCUACCUGCACUCGAACAACAUCAGCUCUGUGGAUGUGAACGACUUCUGUCCUAAAGGCUUCAGCAUGAAGAAGACUUUAUAUAACGGCAUCAGUCUGUUCAAUAACCCGCUCAAGUACUGGGAGGUUCAGCCUGCAACCUUCCACUGUGUCAGCAGCAGCAGGGCCGUUCACUUUGGCAACAAUAUGUAAUGCUGUCCUUUUCAUUUAACCUUUAAAUAUGCAACAUUUUUUAAAAAUAGAUUUAAGUUAAUUAUAUUGCUCUGUAAAUGUAAUGCACAACAAUCAGAGAUAGUAUUACAUUUUUGAAGGGAAGUUGUAGGUGCUUAAUGUUUCAUACAGGAUGGGCGUCAGCGUGGCCCUUAUUUUGAGAAGUUUUCAAUUUAAUAUAAUUUUAAGCUUGCGAAGGACCAAUGCAUCAGAUUAAUGUUCCAGAUGUUGUGGGAACUUAAAGGCAGAAUGGUACAAACCCAAUGAAAGAGGGAAAAUAGAGCCCUCUGGUGGUGUAGUCCAGCCAUGGCAACAAUUGUGAAACAUAUUCCUCUCUCUUAAGAAGAUGCAUUCUAUUUGAAAAGACAAAAAAAGCUGUACCUUGUUCUUUGGUGCUGCACAGGUUCUUUUAUUCUAACAGGUCUGUUCCUCCCUUGAAACUCGACCCUUUCUUUUAUACUGUAACAUGU
Labrus bergylta (ballan wrasse) is the source of this 1729-nucleotide messenger RNA. Its product is annotated as biglycan. NCBI's taxonomy places the organism in Eukaryota, Metazoa, Chordata, Actinopteri, Labriformes, Labridae. Gene Ontology annotation, molecular function: protein binding. The record is from RefSeq and is a predicted model, not a curated record.